UCGCGCAGCCCCAGCUCUCCAGCCCUUGGUCCGGAGCGCCUGGCCGGCUUUGGCGCACGGGGCAGCGGGCAGCGGGGCAGCGUUUGCUGGCUGGCCGCUCCGUCCGCUGCUCCUGCCGCCGCCUCCGGGGCCGAGGGGCAAGGAGGGGGCGGCGGCGGCUGCUUCUCUCGCGCUGCCGUUUCCGGCCGGGAUGCUGGAGCAGGCAGGAGGAGGAGGAGGAGGAGCCGUCGGGGAGCCCAGCUGCCCCGGGAGGGCCGGAGGAGAGCGCAGCUCUUCACGCAUGGAGAGGCCGCCGAGGGCCCGGCUCGCCGGCGGGGGAGCGGCUGCGGGGGUCGGCCGGCUGCCCCUCGGGCUGCCGCUGCUGCUGCUGCUCUUAUGGGCCGGCGGGGCCGCUCAGGAGCUGAGUCCGCGCGGGAGGAACGUCUGUCCGGCGGCGGGGUCUUCUGGAUUUGUUUGCUGCCCAGGAUGGAAACAGCAAGAGGAGGAAUGCCCGAUAGCCGUCUGCGAGGGCAACUUCACCUGUACCAACAACGAGGUGUGUCUGCGACCCAACGAAUGUCGCUGUCGCCAUGGCUAUUUUGGAGCCAACUGCGAAACCAAGUGUCCCCGCCUCUUUUGGGGCCCGGAUUGCAAGGAGCUAUGCAACUGCUACCCCAACGGGCAGUGUGAGGACGUGACGGGCCAGUGCACAUGCAACGCCAACCGCUGGGGCCCGCGGUGCGAGAACGUCUGCCUGUGCAAACACGGCAAGUGUGACCAGAAGACGGGCAAGUGUUCCUGCGAGCCGAACUGGUGGGGACCCCAGUGUGCCAGCGCCUGCUACUGCAGCCUCAACUCGCAGUGCGACCAGAAGACGGGCAUCUGCCUCUGCCAGCCGGGCUGGUGGGGGCGCACCUGCAACAACCAAUGUGCCUGCAGCACCUCGCCCUGCGAGCAGUUCACGGGGCGCUGCCAAUGCCGCAGCCGCACCUUUGGUCCCCGUUGUGACCGUUACUGCCAGUGUCACAUGGGGAAGUGCAACCAGGUGGACGGGACCUGCACCUGCGAACCAGGUUACCGGGGCAAGUUCUGCCGCGAGGCCUGUCCGGCCGGCUUCUAUGGACAAGGCUGCAGGCGACGGUGCGGUCAGUGCAAGGAGCUGCAGCCAUGUACAAUUGUGGAUGGCCGUUGCCUGGCUUGCGAAGCCGGUUGGAAUGGAACGAAGUGUGACCAGAUCUGCUCCUCGGGCUUUUACGGAGAGGGCUGUGAGCAGAUCUGUCCCCCCUGUAAGGAUGGCCACACCUGCAAUCAUAUCAACGGGAAAUGUUCCCACUGCAAUCCAGGCUGGAUCGGAGACAGAUGCGAGACCAAAUGCCGUAACGGGACAUACGGCGAGAACUGUGCCUUCGUCUGCAGCAGCUGUUUUAACGGAGAGUGCCACUUUGAGACCGGGAGGUGCCUCUGCCAGGCCGGGUUCCACGGGACGUUCUGCAACCUGACCUGCCCAACUGGCCAUUAUGGUGCAAACUGCGCCGAGCUGUGCAACUGCCAUGAGGAUUCCUGCAACCCCUUCACCGGCAUGUGCCACAUGGAGGCCAAUCAGCGGAUGGGGGUCAUUGGCGCUGGAGUCCUCCUGACCUUCUUGCUCUGCCUUCUCCUUUCGUUGCUGUCCUGCUGUUGCAUUUGCCGCAAGAAGGAUCAGGCCCGGGACAUACGCCAGGACUUGGCUCGUAAAAAAUCUUCCAGGCGCCUUUGCGGACAGUUCAGCCAGAUCAGCUUGAAGCUGCCCCGGAUCCCCCUUCGCCGUCAGAAGUUGCCAAAAGUUGUAGUGGCUCAUCAUGACUUGGAGAACACCCUGAACUGCAGCUUCAUUGAACCUCCUUCUGUGGUCGAUCAGCCAUCACCCUCCUGGUCUUCCAGGGGUUCCUUCUCUUCCUUCGAUACCACAGACGAAGGACCCGUCUACUGCGUGCCCCACGAAGAGAGCGACCACAAGGAGCGCGUCUCGGCCCAGAGCAGCACCCUGGAGAAGGCGCCGCAGCCGCUGCGCAAGGGGCCGGCAGUGGCGGCGGCGGCGGCAGCCGACGAAGCGGAGGCGGGAGAGUACACCGUCCUGAAGGAAAGCCCCCCAGGCCCGGCGGACGGCGGCGAGGCGCCCCUGCUCAAGUCCUCGGACAGCGAGCGCUCCUCCUGCGGCUCGGGCUCGGUCAGCGGCGCGCUCUACGCCCGCAUCGCGCGCCUCUCCAAGCAGUCCCGGGAGGAAGAGGAGGCCCCGGCGGCGGAGCACAGGCCGGCCAAACCCCCGUCCCCGGAGCGGGCCAAGCCGCCCCCGCCGGACCCCUCCACGAAGCCCAAAGUCUCCUGGAUCCACCACAAGUACAACGCGGCCCAGAGCAACUCCCUGCCGGCCGCGGCCGAGCUGCUGUCGGAGCGCCGGCCCGGCCCCUCCAAGCGCAAGCGGAGCCCCGGCGAGGCGGCGCGGGCCAAAGAAAGGGCCCCCAAGCCCCCCCAGGAGCCCGACGCCCAGCCCGGCCCAGCUCAGGCCAGGCAGCGCAGCCGGACCGGACCGGAGCCCGCCGAGAACCUCAACGGCGCCCUGCACUCCGCGCUCAAGAGGAUGGGGCCCCCGGCCGCGGAGAGGCGGCCGGCCGAAGCGCCCCGCAGCCCCGCGCAGCCCAAAGCGCCGCCCGGCUUCUCCUCCGAGGCCGCCACGCUGCUGGCCGCGCAGCUGAAGGAAAAGACCCAGAGCCUCCAGCGGGGCGAGGCGGGGGCGCGGCCCAACGGCAUGAGCCCCCUCCCGGCCCAGCGGGAGAAGCCGGCGCCCCCGCAGAAGGCCAAACAGGCGGCCGCCCCCGCCGGGCAGAAGGCCGGCAAACCGCUGCUGCCCACCUCUGCCCCGCUGCAGAAACUGCUGGCGCCCGAGCCCAAGAGCGGGGAGAAGCAGACCGCCGCCGCCGGCAGCCCCGUAGCGACCCCCGCGCCCGGAGACCCCGCGGUCAAGAAGACGCCCAUCAAGAAGCCGCCGCGCAAGAAGGGCCGGGAGGGGGCCGCCAGCCCCCCGCAGACUGUCCAAUAGGGGAGGGGGAAGCAGGACCUGUCCCGGAGCAAAGAGGCCAGCGGAGACCCCGGCCCAAAGUGGGCCACAGUCUCCUGUCUUUGGAUGGCCUUCCCCUGGGAUGGGUCGAGGGGCUUUCGGGGACCCAGCGCUGGCGCUGGGCUCUGACAGGGAGGGGUGGGGGGGUUUUCUUUAAACUGGCGUUAUAAUUGGAUAGACCUGCUUCUUUCCCUCGACCUCCGGGGAGACCCUCGCAGGCCUGGGGAAGGAUGCCUUGGGGUGGGUUUAGGGCAGGGAGGGGGCUGAGACUGUGCUGCUGGGAGGGAGUCAGCAACAGGCAUCCAGAACUCAGCAGAGAGGCCUUGUCAUGGAGGGGUAGCUGCAUUCACCUCUGGAAAGCCUCUUGCCCCUUAAAGUGGGAGGCAGCCUUCACUUUGUGGGUCCACAAUCCCUGGGAAGCGAGGGCAGACUCUGCAGGAAGAGGGGGGUGCUGUUGGCUGCUGUUGGCUGACCUGUGGGCUACAAUCAGAACAGCCCUGGUUUGGGCCCUUCCCAGCAGCCAGGCUGUGUUCCCCAGGCACCUGAGCUGCCUCUGAUCCAUCUGGAAUAUCUCCUCCUCCUCCUCCUUUUGAGAGCCAGGUGGGGGCAGCAGCGAGGAGGUCUUUGAAGGCCAGCAUGGCUCCAUCUGGUGCUUCCUCAAAUAAAAGGAUGAUAUUUCUAGCUCUG
This is a messenger RNA of Ahaetulla prasina, 3760 nucleotides long. RefSeq names its product scavenger receptor class F member 2 (gene SCARF2). Gene Ontology annotation, molecular function: scavenger receptor activity. Bases 191 to 3055 code for a protein of 954 amino acids. The transcript has 11 exons. The record is from RefSeq and is a predicted model, not a curated record. NCBI's taxonomy places the organism in Eukaryota, Metazoa, Chordata, Lepidosauria, Squamata, Colubridae.